Messenger RNA from Anneissia japonica, 772 nucleotides. RefSeq names its product netrin receptor UNC5C-like. The annotation marks the transcript as partial. Gene Ontology annotation, cellular component: plasma membrane; axon. NCBI's taxonomy places the organism in Eukaryota, Metazoa, Echinodermata, Crinoidea, Comatulida, Comatulidae. Gene Ontology annotation, molecular function: cell-cell adhesion mediator activity. The transcript is spliced from 3 exons. Gene Ontology annotation, biological process: dendrite self-avoidance; axon guidance; homophilic cell-cell adhesion. The record is from RefSeq and is a predicted model, not a curated record.
UAGAUUCAACAGAAGUUGCCACACCGCCCAGACCCGUUUUCACGCUUCAACCAAAAAGUGGUUAUUUAGUGAACGAUAAUCCAGUACGAAUUGAAUGUCGCGCCCAGCCCACAUCAACUAUACAAAUUAAAUGUUUCGGAGAGCUUGUGCCAAUAGCCGAAGUGGAAGUUCUUACGACGUUUGAUGAAUCUUCCCAACAAAUUCAACAUGUUGCCUAUGAAGUAACAAAAGCUGCAGUUCAUUCUCACUUUGGAGAAUACUCGUGUCAGUGUACUGCAUUAGGGCAAGGCAAUAUUGAAGAAAAUAGCAGAAAAGCUAUAAUUCAGGUGGCCUAUCUACGCAAAUAUUUUACACAAGAACCUCGUGGAAUUACAUUGGAAAUAAAGACUUCGGCAGAACUGCUAUGCAUCCCACCGCUUGGCAACCCUUCCCCAGAUGUUUACUGGGAGAAAGAUAGUCAGUUGGUUGAUCUCACCAGUGACAACUAUAUCAUGCGGUCGGAAGGCCAUCUUAUUAUCAAUCAUGCUGUGUUAGAAAACACUGGCAAUUACACGUGCGUUGCUGGAAACCUUGCAGCUAAAAGAAAAAGUAACACUGCAGAAGUUAUUGUCUACGGUAAAUAUAGGCCCUAAAGCGCUAAACUAUUUUUACGUUAAACUGCUUAUCUCAUCGUUCCUUUCUAAUCGUAUGCACCAGUCUGCCGAUUUAUUUGUUGUAUUGUUGAAUUUGGUAUGAGAAUAUGCAUAUUUUAGUUUUUUAGGAAGGUUUUGAU